GAAGAAACAGUCCUAAUCAGUUUUCAAAAUUAGAGAAGUAAAUUAUCUAAUUAAACAGAUCUUAACUAACUGAUUAUGAACCAACAUCCAAAAACUAAAAACCACAUGGUGGCGGCAGAGGCUAUACAUAAAAUUUACAUUUAAAUUUAAAUUUCUAGGUUUGCAGGUAUCUAUUUAGUUUAUAUCAAUGCCAUUUUUGUAGUUUCUAGACAGAGAUCAAUAUGGUAUAAACUCUCUGAUUUUGGUACAUGUAUAUGGUACGAAUUUGAAGUGUAUUUUUCACAGAUCCAAUGUGUACAUUUGAGAAAACGGUUUCUAUAUGGUGAAAAUUGAGGCCAUCAUGACAGAUAUGAUCUACCACAAGAUAGGCUGCAGGGCAACUUAUAGAAACUCUCGAAAAACAGAGCUGAUAGCCUAUUAACAGAUAGCAUAAACUCUGCAUCAUGAUGACAUUGUACAUACUGUAUAGUAACUAAUUGACAUUGAGUCAUUAAUUUCUUCCAUUAAAUAAAACAGUCACUGUUGAGGCCUAGACUAAGGAAGCUCCCUGUGAAGGCUGUUUAUUGACAUUAAUUAAGUGGUAAGUGUAAAAUACUCACAUAUACUCUGUACAUAUAAAUUUGAAUGGUCUUGAAAAACAAGAAUGCCUUGCCCAGAAAAUAAUGCAUAUCAAAUGUUUGUUUAUAUUUUAGCAUACUGCUUGAUUCUAAUCUGUGGUUUUAAGUGUGGUGUAUGUAGAACUGUGUCAGGCCCAGGAAAUGGCUGAUAGCGCUAAAUGAACAGAAUCACGUGACAGUGCCGUACUUCAAGCUGUACUGUAUGUCAUAUAACAUUACCUUCAUUUCGUUGAGCUUCUCCUCUCAGCCUGAAGAAGAAAAUGGGUAAACAACGUUGUGUGAUGGUGUUACUCUUAACUCACGUGUUUGUGGGACUAUAUGGAGACAUUAUACAACUGCACCCAGUUAUAUCUGCAUAUGAAGGAGAUAAUGUGGUUUUGCCCUGCUUUAUUAAAUUAAAACCAAUAAGUAUGGUAUUAUCGUACAAGCAAGUCACUGGAGAAGAACCACAUCUCAUUGCUUCCUCACUUCUCCAUUCAUCAAGAAGCCAAUUUCAAAAUGAAUUUAACAGCAAUCAUUUUGAUGCUGUAAGAGGGACUGACAGUUUUAAUCUGACAGUUAUGAACACCACACAAUCAGAUUUGGGCAUGUACUAUUGUGCAACAUCUUUCUCUAAUAAAAUAAAAUUUGGAAUUGGCACUCGUCUGGUUAUUAAAGGAGCAGAAAUCAGCAAACCCACGAGUCUAAAGUUGCCUAAGACUGAACUUGUUAAAUCAGAGGUAAACAUGCCUCUGCAAUGUUCAAUCCAAAAUGAGUUAGUGAGCAGUGGAGGUGUAAAUCGUCUCUACUGGUUCAAACAUGGAUCAGACGAAUCUCCUCCAGGAUUCAUUUAUGUUCAUGGAAACACAAGUGAUGGAUGUGUGAGGAGCUCCGAAGCUGACUGUCUUUCACCGACCUGUGAGUUCAACCUCCCAAAGAAAAAGUUCAGCUCCUCACAAACGGGAAUUUACUGUGCACUGGCCACAUGUGGGGAGGCUUUAUUUGGAAACAUUUAUAAACACAAUCCUGACAACUUCAACAUCCAGAACACACAUUUACUCUUUAUAAUUGUCCUUACGGUGCUCCUGACAUCAAAUAUUACCAUCAAUAUUAUUCUGUGUUGCUUGAGGAGAAAUGAGUCUACUAAUGCAACAGAAAGCAAAUAUAAACAAAUCCAGGCUACUGAUGAUGAUGUGUCAAUAACUGAGUACGAGGAACUGAACUUUUGGUCUUCACCCGUCAUCACUAAAUGCUCAAAGAGUGAAAAGAAAUACCAGCUUUAAGGACAUAUGAUAUUCGGGUUUGACAAAUCAAGACCAUGGCAAAACAUUGUUGUAUAUUAGCUCAUAUAAAUCAUUAAAACAGAAUUUUGAGUAAUUCUGCCAAUCAUUUUUUGAUAAACAGAAUAAAUUAUUAUUAUUGGGAUGUACUGUAUAUAUUAUAAUGACUGAAAAACCAUUGACAAUAAAAAACUUCCAGAAUGGAUUGUAAUAAUUA
Messenger RNA from Cyprinus carpio (common carp), 2093 nucleotides. RefSeq lists its product as uncharacterized. Gene Ontology annotation, biological process: response to bacterium. Lineage: Eukaryota; Metazoa; Chordata; Actinopteri; Cypriniformes; Cyprinidae. The record is from RefSeq and is a predicted model, not a curated record.